Brugia malayi is the source of this 1716-nucleotide messenger RNA. Its product is annotated as Sodium:solute symporter family protein. Lineage: Eukaryota; Metazoa; Nematoda; Chromadorea; Rhabditida; Onchocercidae. Gene Ontology annotation, molecular function: symporter activity. Gene Ontology annotation, biological process: transmembrane transport; sodium ion transport. Bases 1 to 1716 code for a protein of 571 amino acids. The record is from RefSeq and is a predicted model, not a curated record. Gene Ontology annotation, cellular component: membrane. The transcript is spliced from 16 exons.
AUGGAUAGUGUGGAUGUAGUUGUGCUGAUAGGUCUUCUUGUUGCAAUUUCCUUUUUCGGUCUUUUCACAGCAUUACGUGGCGUAAAGCAAACAUCCGCAUCUCAGAUUCUGCACGGAUCGAACGUAUCUAUACUGACUUCAGCGUUAUCGGUUUGUUCGGGAUUUCUUUCCGCAAUCUCACUUCUUGGAUUUCCUGCGGAGGUUUAUUACCAAGGAACAAUGAUAUUUUGGUAUGGUCCGAUGUAUAUGGUGGCAUUUCCUAUUGUAGCUUAUUGCUUCUUGCCAGUUCUCUAUGAUAUGAAACUUACAAGCAUAUACGAGUACUUGGAGAUUCGGUUCAAUUUUGCAUGUCGUUUCUUGGCUUCACUUACUUUCUGCAUCCAGACUUGGCUUUAUGUUAGUGUAGCACUGUAUGCACCGGCACUUGCACUGUCGGCAAUUAUUUCCAUUCCAUUAUCUCUAUCAGUUGUUUUGACGGCCGGUCUUGCCGCUGUUUAUGUAACGUUGGGGGGCGCAAAAGCAAGCAUAUAUACUUCAGCUUUACAAAUGGCACUAAUUUUAAUCAGUAUGGUGCUGAUUUUUUCAGUCAGUUUAUAUCGCUUUGGUUUUAAUAGUGUUUUGAAAACUGCUGUUGUUGGAGGUCGCCUUCAGUUACUUGAUUUUCGAAUUGAUCCACGUAUCCGACACUCGGUUUGGUCUUUGAUAAUUGGUGGUACAGGAAAUAUAUUGUGUCUUUUUGCAGCAAAUCAACUUACAACACAGCGUUAUAUGGCAAUGAGUUCGCUUAGAUCUGCACAACGGGUUAUUUUGCUAAAUAUUCCUUUCACGUUUCUGAUUCUUACUACAUAUGUGGGUGCAGGGCUGAUAAUGUAUCACAGAUAUUUCCAUUGUAACCCUAUUUUGCAGUCAAAAGACCAACUUUUGCCUCAUUUCGUUGUUGAUGAAUUAUCCUCGAUACCCGGAAUGAUUGGACUUUUUGCAGCAUCCGUAUAUAGCGCAGGUUUAAGUACAGCAUCAGCUUCAUAUAGUGCCCUCGCUGCAGUAUUCAUCGAAGAUGUUGUUAAACAAUUCCAGAUUAAGGUACAAAAACACGAACCAAUAAAGCCAAAUACUAGCAUCUUAUUAGCGCGAUAUUUGCCGUUAUUGUUCUGUUCUUUAUCAAUGACAAUCGCAUAUCUUUGUAGCAUAAUGAAGACGAUGGUGUUGCAAGUCUCACUUUCAAUAUUUGGCAUUGCUGGAGGACCCGUGUUGAGCGUUUUUUGUCUGGGCAUGUUUUUCCCGAAAAUUAAGGGACUUGCAGCUUUUGCUGCUCAGGUGGCGUCAACAAUCUUCUGCGUCUUUAUUGCUGCCGGUGCAUUAGUGAAUCAUAUAAGACCUGUUGAUUUACCAGUUGUUGAAACUUGCGAACAAACUAAUAUCACUUUAACAUUUGUUGAAAAACCAGAGUACGGAAUGGUCCAUCCUUUAUACAGUAAUUCAUGGUUAAUUCAGCUCUUUCGUAUUUCUUACCAAUACUACAGCAUCUCUGCUCUGUUGGUUGCAUUUGUAGUUGCACAUAUCGUUCAAUGGUUUUCAGGAAAUACCAGACAUUUGCCAGUAGAAGUAAGACUACUAUCACCUUUACUUCGACCAAGGCAUAACCGAAAGGGAACAGUAACCGACUGUGUUUCUGAAACAAGAAAGGAUGGCGAAAUUCCGUUGGAAACUGUCAAAUAA